Panicum virgatum (switchgrass) is the source of this 516-nucleotide messenger RNA. Its product is annotated as translation initiation factor IF-2-like. The transcript has a single exon. The record is from RefSeq and is a predicted model, not a curated record. The coding region runs from base 1 to 516 and encodes 171 amino acids. Lineage: Eukaryota; Viridiplantae; Streptophyta; Magnoliopsida; Poales; Poaceae.
AUGGCCGGCGGCGAAGGGGUGGGAUGGCCUGGUCUGGGAGCUACGCGAGAGCGAGGUAGAGCUAGGGAUGGGGUCUACGCGGGCGGAGCGGCCGUGGAGGAGCAGAGUGACAGUGAGCUCAUGCUCGCCGGCGUUCGGGCGGGCGGUGGCGGCGUUCUGGAGGUUUGGGGCGGGGAACUGCCGAGGGAAAGAGGGGAUUGGGAUGCGGGGGUUCCCCUGAUGCUGAAGCGCACGAGAGGAAGGGAGCCGGGGCUCUUCCCCGAGAUUGCCACGGCGACGGCGAUGUGGCGGCCGCGCAGCAUGACCGGGGCAACGUGGCGAGGGGAGGAGGGCUCCAGCGCCGGUGGGAGUGGGGCAGGGGGUUGCGAGGGUGCCGCGUGUAGCGGUGGAGCAGCAGGAGGUGGCCUCCCGGCCUUCCUGAGCAGUGGCGGCACCGCUCUGCGCCGGCGACAGAGGAAGCAGAGAGAGAGGAGGGAGACGACAGCUGGACCUGUUUGCAAAUUCAUUAAAGUUUAG